Molecule: messenger RNA, 1095 nt
Organism: Exophiala spinifera
Lineage: Eukaryota; Fungi; Ascomycota; Eurotiomycetes; Chaetothyriales; Herpotrichiellaceae
Exons: 1
Coding region: 1-1095 (364 amino acids)
Molecular function (GO): oxidoreductase activity, acting on NAD(P)H
Source: RefSeq, a predicted model, not a curated record
AUGACAACUCACUCUGCUAUAGUGACAGUUGGACCCGGGCUCCCCCUACAGGUUAUACAAGUGUCCACUCCAGUGCCAAUCCGGGAUCAAGUACGGGUCAGAAGCGAGUGGACGGCGUCGACGCCCCUGGAUCUGCAUCAGGCAGACGGUGGGCUUCUUGUAACACACCCUCAGAUCUUGGGUGAUGGAGUGGCUGGGACUGUGGUCGAGGCAGGACCAGAUGUUUCCACUUUGGCGGUUGGCGACAGAGUCUUCGGGUUCACAUGGCGCAAUCAAGCAGAGAAAGCUCACCAGGAGUUCGUCGUUGCACCUGAAUACCUCGUCGGCAAGAUUCCAGCAAGCUUUACGAUGCAACAAGCAGUCACUUUGCCAAACAACUUCGUCACAGUCUGGCAUACCUUGACCAAGGAUUUUGGAUUUGAGCUCCCAUGGCCAAAACCAGACGAAUUUGUGCCAACCGAGGCUGCUCAGGCGAUUCUUGUGUGGGGCGGGGCAUCGAGUGUAGGCCAGUACGCACUGCAGAUCUUGAAGUACUAUGGCUACAAGAAUGUGAUUGCCACGGCAAGUGCAAGGCAUCAUGCAAAAUUGCUACGGUAUGGUGCUGCGAAGUGCUUCGAUUACAAAGACGCGGGCGUCGUCCAUGACAUCCUGGAUUUUCUCAGAUCUCAGGGCAACAAUACCUUUUUUGCCUAUAUUUACGACUGCAUCGGAAGCCUCCAGGGAAGUGUCAGGCCUGUGGCUAAGCUUGCAAGCGCAGGCUGCAAAGUUGCUAUCCUGCUACCAGUCAUUGUGAAGGAUGCUGCUCAAGGGAUCAAACCCGAGUACGAGAUGGAUGUCAACACGUGCGCAGACUGGCAGUCUGGCGUAAAGGUUGCCGGUGUUCGAACUCAUUUCUAUCUGGACAACAAAUUCCUGGCAGAGAAACUUCAAUCGGAAAUUAUGCCAACGCUGUUAGCAAGGGCUAUUGUUGAACCCAACCAAUACAUCACUGUUGAAGGGGAGACGAUGCUGGAGAGGGCUACAAAGGCAUUGGAAAUGUUGCGCAAUAAGCAGGUCCAUGGAGCCAGACUUGUUUGGCGAGUCGCAGACGAGUAA